AUGGCGCAUGCGCAGCCGGCGCCGCUCUCCUGGCAGAGCCUCGCGGAGAGCGGGCGGCUCGCCCGCGCGCUUGACAGGGAGAGCGCAGCCGCCCCGCACGUCCGAAAGCUCCGCCUCACCCUCGAGCCCAAAGCUGAGCCGCACACGCUGCGGCUCAAAAUGCCGUGCGACUGUGGGAGCUGCAUCGUCAAGGCGCAGAUGAAGGCGGGCGCCUCCUGCCUGGUGCUGGUCUGGAACGAGGAGAAGCAGAAGUGCUCGCUCCGCCUCAAAGAGCUCGCGGACGCCGCCGCGCCAAGCGAAGGGCCGCCUGCGCCCGCCGCCGGCGUUGCGGCUGCAGAAGCGGUCACUCAAGCGGCGGCAAGCACUGCCACUGCCGAGGCGGUGGGCGGCGAGGGCGGCGAGGGCGGCGAGGGCGGCGAGGGCGGCGAGGGCGGCGAGGGCGGCGAGGGCGGAGAGGGCGGCGAGGGCGGAGAGGGCGGAGAGGGCGGCGGCGGCGACGAGGAGGCCGGCGGUGGCGGAGACGGCGGCGGUAGCGGUGGCGAGGCCGCGCUGCCGGGAAGUAGCGCAGCGUGUCCAAUGGAGUUGGACAGCGACGACGAGCCGGAGCCGGCGGCCGCGACCGAGCCUGCGGCCCCCGCGGUGGAGAGCGAGCAGAGCCCGCCCCUGAUGGCGCCCGCGGCGCUGGCGGCAGGGGCAGACGAGCUAGCGCCGCUGGAGGAGGGAGCGGCGCCGCCGGCGGAGGAGGCGGAGGCGCCUGUGGCGGAGGAGGCGGAGGCGCCCCUGGCGGAGGAGGCGGAGGGCUUGCGUCUUCAUUUGUCUAGCAGCAGCAGUAGUGGCUACAAGGGGGUGCACAAGGACUCGCGAAACGGCCGCGUCAGCUUCUACGCGCAGCACAGUGUGGGCGGAGGAAGUGUCCCACUAGGCCGCUUCGCCACGGCGGUGGAGGCGGCGGUGGCGUACGCGCGGGCGGCUGGCGAGUACCAGCCUCAGCCUCCUCCGGCGGUGGCGACAGAGGCGGAGGGAUUGCGCUUGCACCUCUCGAGCAGCAACGCCACCGGCUACAAGCACGUGUACAAGGACUCGCGAAACGGCCGCUUCUACGCGCAGCACAGGGUGCACAAAAGGCAUGUCUCGCUCGGCUUCUUCAAGACGGCGGUGGAGGCGGCGGUGGCGUACGCGCGCGCGGUCAGCGAAGCGCCGGAUGCGGGUUCGGCGGUGGCAGCAGCAGCAGGGCAGGCGUCGGCGGCACCGCUACCGUUGGGUGAGGCGGCAGAAGGCGCAGCCGCUGCCGAGCCGGUGGUGGAGGAGGCGGUGGUCGCGGCGGCGGCGGCAGGGGCAGAAGAGCCGGCGCUGCUGGAGGAGAGAGCGGCGGCGGCGGCGGAUGCGGCGGCAGCUGAGGCGCCUGUGGCGGAGGUAGCGGAGGGCUUGCGUCUGCAUUUGUCCAGCAGCAGCAUCACGGGCUACAAAGGCGUGUACAAAGACCACGGCCGCUUCCAGGCGCGGCACAGGGGGGAAUCCCUCGGCGCCUUCGACACGGCGAUGGAGGCGGCGGUGGCCUAUGCGCAAGCGGUCGGCGAGUACCAGCCUCCGGCUCCUCCGACGGUGGCGACAGAGGCGGAGGGCUUGCGUCUGCACCUCUCCAGCAGCGGCGGCACCGGCUACAAGGGCGUAUACAAAGACCACGGCCGCUUCCAGGCGCGGCACAGGGUGGGUGGAAGGCUGGUCUCCUUCGGCACUUUCGACACGGCGGUGGAGGCGGCGGUGGCGUACGCGCAGGCGGUCGGCGAGGCGCCGGAGCGCGGCUGCUGCUCUUCCGCCGCCGCCGUUGCCAGGGGCAGCGGCGCCCGGCCCCGCCCAGCAAAGCGCCCGCUCGAGCCGACCGACGCGCCGCCGCCGAAGCGGCGCUCAAGCCGCGCUGCCGCCGCCGCCCCCUCGGCUGCCUCCUCCUCCUCCACCCCUCCCGCCGCCUCCUCCUCUUCCUCCACCUCCGCCACCGCCACCACCGCCCCCACCGCCCCCACCGCACUGGCCGCGUCCACCAGCGCCACCCGCACCGCCGCCUCAACCUCCACCGCCGCCGCCUCCGCCCCCUCCUCCUCCACCGCCGCCCCUGCCGGCCCCUCCCCGCUCUCGAGCCGCCUGUUCACGACCACGCCGGACGGGCGCACCGUGCUGAGGGAGACGCCCCCUCCGCCCACGGGCGGCAUGGCGGCCGUCGCCGCGGCGCUGGCGCAGGUCAACCUGCAGGCCUACGCCGCCGCCUUUGACGCCGAGGGCUACGACGACAUCGCGUUCUUGCGCGGACUGGACGCCGCCGAGCGGGCGGACGUGGCCAAGGAGACGGGGAUGAAGCCCGGGCACGCGGGCAGGUGCUGCAACAACGACCCAAACAACCUGCCCGAGGUCAACAAGACGCGCUGCGUCGCGAUCGCCGUCAUGGUCUUUGGCGUCAUCUCUUGCCUCGGCUUCCUCGUGCCGUUGAUCAUAUUUGGGCCCGUCGUGAACUCAUUCAGCUCGGAGGUCCAGAAGCUCGCCGUGGCGAGCUUGUGCUUCUCCCCGCCCACCAGCGCCAAGACGUGCACCUCUGUGAUGAAGGAUCCGUCGAUGGUGCGACGCGAGCGAGCAGGUUGA
Molecule: messenger RNA, 2631 nt
Organism: Emiliania huxleyi CCMP1516
Lineage: Eukaryota; Haptophyta; Isochrysidales; Noelaerhabdaceae
Exons: 3
Coding region: 1-2631 (876 amino acids)
Biological process (GO): regulation of DNA-templated transcription
Molecular function (GO): DNA binding; DNA-binding transcription factor activity
Source: RefSeq, a predicted model, not a curated record